GGCGGUAAGCGCGUCCGAGAGUCUUUCUAUUUGUUUUUAAUGCGACAGUGUUAGCAUGAUUUACUUAGAAAAUCCUUUGACCCGGAAUUGUUCUUGUGAUCUAAUACUUCGUCGAAGCAGCUGGAAUGAAAGAAACCAGUAAUGAGUAGUCCAGAUGAGUCUAAACAAGGCGAGUCUUUACCAACAGACGAGAGCAAGGCAAGUGCUUAAGAUUUCUCGUUUUUUAAAAAACUUUUACUAAAAUGUUUCAGUUAGUGAUACUAUAAUAUUGUAUGUCGCUUUAUAUUAUGCUUAUAAGAUGUUAUUUGCAAUUUUGGGGGUCAAAAUCAGGUCCAACAGCCACUGAAUUGUAGCGUAUUUGCACAUAUUCAACUGUGCGUGUUUAAUUUGGUGCGGUUUUGAUUAGCUUUCUUCUCCUCGAGGCGAUAACUAACUGCCUUCUCUCUAAUAUGAUUUUAGGAAGUGAAUUAUGUAAACGUCGAAUUUACACCUUUUACUAUUCAUUACGAGAAAAUACGCAAUCAUUUGCGUGAAACGGCGACCAAAAGUGCGAAGAUACAUUCAUAUGGCGCGAAAAUAGGAACAUUGGCGCAUAAAUCAGAUUCAAUUACGAUUUUUGCAUUUUAAUCAACAUUCAAUAACACUUGUGGCCAUUCAUAUGGGUCAUUGGGCAAACAAAAGAGAAAAAUAUACUCUCAGUAACGCCAACAUCAAAGUCAUAAACACCAUCUUGAAAGUCAAUAUGGAUAUACAUUAAAGUGCAAACACUAUUCAUUAACAUUUUUAUGACACUGUUUGCAAUUCAGUAGCAUUCCUGUGGACAACCUUAGGAUGGAUGAGACAAACAUUAAUGCACUUGUACAAUCAAUUGAGUGUUCUUUACAUUUAAUAUACAAAAAACGAAUAUUCAAUUAAACAAUAGAAGUUCAAACAAAUUUGGCCCGAAUUUCAGUCCAUUAAAUGUAUAUCCCUCAAAAACCUUGCUAUUUAAACAUUUUGGGAGAUAGGUUUGCAUGAAAUGGUACCCCUUAGUACAUUCAGCUGCGGUGACAAUGUCAUGUUUCGGCGCAGAGCUUCAAGCACUGCAGCUGUUGUUUCCGAACUCUGCUAGUGGGAUUGCUAGGGCUUUGCCCUCAUUCCUGUUAUACAUCUUUGAAUUUAUUGGACUCAAGAUGCCGGCCUUUGGUGUCACUUUCAGGCAUUUUAAAUCCUUUUCAACGAUGUCGAGGGGGAAAGCAUAAGCUGUGUACUUAUGGGAUGGGAAUGGCCAAAUCUAGGUGGGCUGGCACCCCAUCAUACACAAAGACCACCUACUUAUCGGAAUCCAUUUUUUCCUCGCCCAUGCCAGAAAAAAAACCGACACAGUAUUCAUUACUCCAGCAGCUGCCGAGGAAAACAUUAAUUUUGAUAGGUGAUAUUGCCAUGGUCUAGUUUCGUCCUCGUUGGCUGCACACUCAGUGGUACGCCCUCCACUCCCUGUCGCGCCCCACCAUGACAUCUGCUGGCUGUCUGGGGUAACUUUUGGGGGGAAUUGGUAUUGUUUAAUUGAAAAGAGAUUUUUGUAUAUUAAAUGUAAAGAAUGCUCAAUUGAUUGUACAAGCACAUUAAUGUUUGUCUUAUCCAUUCUAAAGCUGUCCAGGAAUGCUGUGGAAUUGCAAACAGUGUCAUAAAAAUGUUAAUGAAUAGCGUUUGCACUUAAAUGUUUGUCUAUUGUCCCUAAUGAUUUUCAGAUAAUGUAAAUAACUCAAAUGUUGAUGUUAAUGAAAGUAUAUUUUUCUCUUUUGUAUGUCGAAUGACUCAAAUGAAUGCCCAAAAAUGUUAUUGAAUGUUGAUUUAAAUGCAAAAAUUGUUAUUGAAUCUGAGUCAUGCGCGAAUGUUCGCUUUUUCGCACUAAUGAAUGUAUCUUCGUACUGUUGGUCGCCGUUUCGCGCAAAUGAAUGCCUAUUUUCUCAUAACGAACACUAAAAGGUGUAAUCACUGAUGAAAUUUCUUCGGCAACUUCUGGCUUAUGACAAGAAAUGAAAACUGUUCACUGACUCUUCAGACAGGGUGACAGGGGGAAGUAUUAAAUGCGCAAAGUUGACAAGUGGGAGGGAUGGGGGGUGAUUGGAGGAAUAACCUCGGAAGAGGGAAUGAAAGCUGAACAGGAGUUAUGCUGUUUUGAUCAAGUGGCAAAUUGCUGAAUUGAUUUAGGUUGUGUGAUUUGCCGAAAUACUGUCAAAAUUGUGUCCAAGGAAUACCCCUGGUCAUCGCCAUAAGAAAGGGUUCCAGAAAAUAAGCGUAAAGCUUGAGAGAUGCCUUACACAGUCAUGAUCCAAGCUUAGGGACAUUAUGAAAUGCAUAAAUUAGUUUUCACUAAGAUCCCCCAGAUCUUCACUUCAAGUAGUACUUAGAACCAAAGUUAUGCCAGCUACCAAAUUACAUUAAAUGUUAAAUAUGGAAAAAGCAAAUGGUAUCACAUGAAAAUACUGCUGAAGAGGAUAAAUUAGGAUGGCCACAUCAUAGAGUUUCCUCCAGACAUGGACGUCAGGGUAACAGAGGUAAGCAAUCAGUGUAAAUUAGUCCGCAAGCUUUGAAGAACUGAUUAUAAUAUUAUUAUAAUAAUAUUUCACACAGUGAAAGUGAUAGAAACCAUAACAAUGUCAUGUUUUGUUACAGGAAAAGUUAAGUGAAGCCCUGUUCUAUUGUGGAGAAAAAGGAAAUGUUCAGAGAUGUAAAGAGCUACUCCGUAAUGGUGCAAACGUGAACUGGAAAGCUGGUAGAAAACUAGUAAGUGCAUGUUCAACUUAUUCAACUGACUUAAUUAGCCUUCCCUAUGAUCAUUUUUUGUCUGUCAUUUUUGCAUAUGGGUAAUAAGUGGACACACUGGAUUGAAAGACUGAUACCAAAUUUUCACAGUUUUGUGGUUUUGGGGAAAUAUUAUGUAAACAAAAAUAUUCAUAAGUAAGUGAGGUUGAAUAUUUGUCUAUGUGAGUGUACAUGUAGUCCUGAACAGGUGAAUUGUUACUGCUGAUCUGUAAUUAUUAAUGAUUAAUCUGGUCUUCAAACACUCAGUGGUUCAGGACUCCAUUAAUGCAAGCUGCCAAGUCUGGCAUGACAGAGGUUUGUCAGCUGUAUUUGGAGCAUGGUGCUGAUGUCAAUGCAUGUACUGAGGUAUGUUUUGGCAACUACUAAGUUAUUAUUUGUUCUGACUUUGUUUUCUGUGACCAAAGAGCUGUACGUGAUAGGGGACCUAAACUCCUUCAAUUCAACCCCACUAUCCCUUCAAGCUUAGUGCAACUAGACUCGCUCAGUACAUCAGUAUAUAAUAAUUAUUGGUCUUAGUCUGCUGUUUUAAGUUCUAACAAAAUUAGUGAUGUGUUGCAGGACAUGGUCAAAAUUCAACUCUUUUAAUAACAGUUAAUUUCAGGAUUGGGAUUAAGGCACCAAACCCACUCAUGAAAAAGCCAAUUGCAAGCCCUCCAGUAUGAUUUUCCAUGUCUGUGAAUGACUUGUUCUAGUUCUAGAUCAUUGCCUUUCAUACUGUGUCAGAUAACUUUUCAUGUCGACACAUGGCUAUCCCUUAUAGCGUAGAUAUCACCUGAGAAAUAAACCCAUGAUAUACAUAUUUAAAUAUGUAUUUUCCCUGUCUAUAUGCUUGGCACUUUAAUAUAGGAGCUACGGCUCCAUAGUAUUGUGGAAGCACCAUUAAAAUAAUUCUGGAAGUACAGUUUCAAUGUAUAAACUAAUUUAUUCACUGAUAUUACUUGAUUCUUUAAAGAGCCAUUUCACAGCAAUUAUUUUAGCAGCCCGAUAUGGACACAGUGAAACCUGUAAAUUACUGUUGUCCAAAGGAGCAAACAUCAACAUUCAAACAAAGGUAAAGUAAAAUCUGUUAUUUUGUCCACUAACAAAGACAGGGCUUCUCAUAGGUCGUGGAAAAAAAGUCAAAUUUUGCUGGAUUUUCCGAGACAGAUUGGUGGAAAAAUCAGCUGAUUUCAAGGGAAUUUUGCGGAAAUUUUCAGGGCUAACUUCACAAUUGGUAAAAAAUGGCCGAUUGAUUGAUUUUGUGCUGAUUUGACGAGCAAUGCAUGCUUAAAGUUUUUUAAUGGAGAUAAUCAUCUGCUAUUUUAACAACAAAGAGGAAAUUGCAAAGCUUUUAACAUCUUGACUAGUGCCCAGUUUUACUCCUGGUAGUUUUUGAACAUUGGUCAUUCGUUGUGGUGUUGAAGUUUACGGCAAUUAAAUAGCCCCAGUAGCCAAGAUAAGUUUCAAAAAUGUCAUUUAGACAUGUAUUUGAUAAGUUUUCUAGCGAACUUCCUGGCUCCACUACUGCGCGAAAUAUCAUAGACUCUGCAAAGAGCAGGACUUGAAAAAAGUCCUGUCUGGUAGUUUGGGACAAGUAGAUUUUCUUGCUGGGCGAUUAACUUUUAAAGCUUACUUGGCCAAUGGGCAAAGGUUCAGGGAAAUCGUCCUAUAGCAAAAUCAUUAACUAAGAUGAACAACAAGUGGCCCCAGGCAAGAAAAAUGUAAGAGCUGCUUACCUAAAGGACAAGCCGAAAUUCAAGGUUCUUUCAACCCCUGAAAGGGCCUUGAAAAUGUGGUUGUAUUUGUAAGACGGGGUCUCAUUGUUAAGGGGACAGGUGCACACUCAAUUUAAGGAGAGAUCUUUCUGGGUGGUGAAUGUUAUGAUCAAACCUGGUUUUUGAGUUGUCAGUUGAAAUAUAUUGAUUAAUUUACUGUAUUCACAUUUGGGUGUUCAUGUGUUAUAAAUAGUUGAAUAAUAUUAUAAUAAUUAUUUUAGGAUGGUGAAACAGCAUUGAUGUGGGCAGCUGAUCAUGGCCAUUCAGACACUUGCAAACUGCUCUUGGAGGCGGGGGCUGAGAUCAAUUUCCAAGAUAUUGUGAGUUUAUCUUGAUUAUUCCUUUGGAGAUUAGGCCUUGUGCAAAAAAUGUCGACAUUCUUCAUACUGUACAUUCUUUGUUUGUCUUGCUCGCUUUAGUACGGCUUCACAGCAUUGAUUCGAGCAGCAAGAGGGGGUCAUGCUCAAACCUGCAUUGUCCUUCUGGAUUUAGGGGCAGAUCUUCAUGCUGUGUCCACACUAGGAAAUGAGGUAGGAACUGUGAUGUUCACACUAGGAAAUGAGGUAGGAACUGUGAUGUUCACACUAGGAAAUGAGGUAGGAACUGUGAUGUUCACACUAGGAAAUGAGGUAGGAACUGUGAUGUUCACACUAGGAAAUGAGGCAAGAACUGUGAUGUUCACACCAGGAAAUGAGGCAGGAACUGUGAUAUUCUGCCAUGCACCUGUCUGUUAAAUAUAAUAUAAGGACAUGGGUGAUGAACUUUAACGUUCUAAUCACUUUUUUUACCUUUGUUAACAGGUGUGGGAUGCUGAGAAAUGGGCAGAAAUGAACAAACAUCUGACCAUUGUGAAGCUUUUAAAGGUAUAUUCAUGCUCUCUUCGUUUCUGGCCAUUAUUCUGUACCUCUUUCUAGGGAAUAUCAGCAUGUAAGCCCCCCCACUCGCAUGGGNUGUCUUGCUCGCUUUAGUACGGCUUCACAGCAUUGAUUCGAGCAGCAAGAGGGGGUCAUGCUCAAACCUGCAUUGUCCUUCUGGAUUUAGGGGCAGAUCUUCAUGCUGUGUCCACACUAGGAAAUGAGGUAGGAACUGUUAUGUUCACACUAGGAAAUGAGGUAGGAACUGUGAUGUUCACACUAGGAAAUGAGGUAGGAACUGUGAUGUUCACACUAGGAAAUGAGGUAGGAACUGUGAUGUUCACACUAGGAAAUGAGGCAAGAACUGUGAUGUUCACACCAGGAAAUGAGGCAGGAACUGUGAUAUUCUGCCAUGCACCUGUCUGUUAAAUAUAAUAUAAGGACAUGGGUGAUGAACUUUAACGUUCUAAUCACUUUUUUUACCUUUGUUAACAGGUGUGGGAUGCUGAGAAAUGGGCAGAAAUGAACAAACAUCUGACCAUUGUGAAGCUUUUAAAGGUAUAUUCAUGCUCUCUUCGUUUCUGGCCAUUAUUCUGUACCUCUUUCUAGGGAAUAUCAGCAUGUAAGCCCCCCCACUCGCAUGGGGCUAAUCUACAAAUGGGGCGCACUAGCAAAUGAAUUUCUCAAGGAAUAACCCAUAGGGAGAUAACUCACUGCAAGUUGAAAUCACUGGCUUUGCUUUCCGGGUACUUCCUCCCCUUGUCUGCUAAAAGGAAGUCCUUUCAAGUAGUACACUCUUUAUUAAAUGCCUCGUUGUGCAGCUUAAUAGAUCAUGUGACUCCUUCAGUACCUACCCUCAAACUACUCUAUAUAUGUACUCUAAGGGCUGUCAACUCUCCCGGAUAAUCCGGGAGACUCCAGAUUUUGAACCGUUUCUCCCAGUCUCCGGAUUAGAGUCUGAAAUCUCCCGGAUAAUCGCCGAAGUUUGCCAUUUCUUUCAAAUAUUUUGCGUUAUUUGAGCUACCUUACUGUGAACAUCGAACGUUUCCUCGCAAACUCUGGUAUGCCGUUGUAAUUUAAGCAUUAUUGUGAUUGGUAGGAAGUAAACCAAUUAGGUCAAAUGUUACGAUUCCAACAACAUCUUUUCCACGCGUUUUUUUUCACAAAUGACAUCAUGUGUCGUGCAUUAUGACGUCAUCUAUCAUCCCUUCCCCAUCAAUUCUCAAUAUUUGAAGUCGUGGGGGGUUGACAGCCCUGCACUCUCCUUGCCUUUCUUUUGCCAUUCAGUUUUUUCUAAUUUAUCCUUCCUAACCCUCACCUAUCCAGAUGGGUAAAGCUUUUGACCCAACCAAUCUAAAUUGCUUUUCUAGAGCCACAAAGUCCUUUGCUCUUUGCUCAAAGAUGGUUCAGACCCGCCUUCUUACGUGACUUUAAAUGUCUGUGGUGCUGUUAAUGCUGGUAAAACAACUCUAAUACGAAACCUGCAGUUGAACGCUUUUCAGCGCAGGCGUAGACGCGAGCAUCCAGACACCAGUCAGGACAUGGCCUCGAGGACUGCUGGGAUUGAAGUGGGCAUCAUAGAAGUGCCUGGGGCAGGCGAGUUUCGUAAAAUGGACAUGGCAGGACAUUCAUGGGCAUUCACAAGUAAUGAGUAUUUCAUUGGCAAAAGGACAGCCAUAUCUCUGGUCCUGUUUGAUCUGAGUAAAUCAGACGACGAAGUCGAGAAUGACUUGUUUCAUCAUCUAGGGAUGUUGAAGGCGAGGGAGACGAAACACGGCCAUCUUCGUUAUCGCCCUGAAGUUGUUCUUGUCGCUACUCACCCUGAUACGAUAGAAGGAGAUCCACGCGUCAGAGCGGACGCCUAUUUUCGAAUGUUUUUGGAAAGCUUCCAAGCUUACAUGAAUUUUUAUCCCAAAGUGAUGGUGGUUAACUGUACAGACCCUAACAACAUGGAUUUUGACGCGCUGCGGGGAUGCCUCAGAGAACUUCGUGAUAAGAUAAUCAAGGUAUGCGAUAAAAAUUAUACCCAGAUGAAAGAAAUGCUCUGGUCACCUCUCCGCUCCCUCAUUUGCACGAUCACGCUUCCAUACGCACGCAAACACACACAUUUCAUUGACAGCCAACAGCCCAUGAAAAAAACAUUGAUGAGACAAAAGAAAUAUGAACAUGAAAACUGUCGGUCAGUGUAUGUUUAUUCUUCUGACUUAAGGGCAAAACUACCUUUCCUUCAUUAAAUGUCUGAUUAAUUUUAUUGUGGUGUUCUUUUUGUUCGUAUGGCAUGUGUUAAGCAAAGAACGUGUGUGUGUUUUUUUUUAUCUGUUAGAACUCUGACCGGGUGCCUCGUUUGUGUGCAAAGCUGUUGCCUCGCAUUCGUGCGCUGGCAAAGAAGAAGUCCUCAUUUCCUGUGGUAUCCUGGGAACAGUUUGUUAAAGAAGUAAAGGAAAUCAACAAAACAGCUGACGAAGACGGAGUUAGAAAUGUGGCCUUCUAUCUUAAUGAAAGUGCAGAGGUAAAAGAAAACUUGGUUCAGCACACAUGAAUGCAUUAUAAUUUUGAGUUAGCGCCAUCUUGCCCGACUCAUCCCUUGAAGAUGAAAAGUAGCGGAUUUAAUUCAGUGACUCGUAAUCUGUUGUUCAUACAGUUUUGAAAUCCAGUCCAAAAUACCUGUUCUGUUUAUAGUUUUCCGGAUAUUCCAAACCCUAUAUGUGUCUCUUGUUGUCAGUAGUGUAUUACCACUCUUAUAAGUUCCCUUCGAACAUAUUUUUGAAACACGUAUGUGUGUAGGUUACGUAAGGCUUUUUUUUCUGCGAUGCACACAUCCCCUCUCGGGGGAGGCGUGGGGAAUCCCAUAUGAAGGUGAUAGGGAUGCUCGUCAUCUCGACUAGAGGUAUAAAAAUUUACAGAUUUUGGUUCCACUUAAGUUAACGCUAUCAGGAUGGAAAGCCAAUAUAUUUACCAUAAAGGAAUUGCUUAGGGAUGUACUUUAAGAAAUAUCUGUAAGUAAACUAUCAUAGUGUGUUGGGGUAUAGUCUCCUUUAGGGGUCAAAUAAAGCCUGAAGCACGCCUAGAUUGGGACAAUUUCUGAAGAUCAAUCCCGUCUCUGUCAUAUGGGAACUCCCUAGCUUCCCCGAGACGGAACUUUACUUCCCUUCCUUUUGGUAUCCGGUCCUCCUGAGGUAAGACCAUCGAAAUCAGCCUCCUUCUUCCUGAACUCUCUUGCUAGAAAAGAUUUGUUGCCGACAAUUAUAUUCCAAUCGUUUUAUUAAGGACGUCUCGUGACCUAAAUGUCAUCUUAUAACAGAUUGUGAAUGACAAUUCACCUGAGCUGCGAGACAAAGUUGUACUAGACGUGAACUGGCUGACGUCCCACAUUUUUGGCAUCGCUCUGGCGCCAGCAAACUUCCCUCGAACGCUGCGUUUUGACAGACUCAGCGGAAUGGUGGGGAAACAAGAACUUGAGAGAACCUUUCGGGAAUGUCCUCUCGACCAGCUCGUUGAAUUGUUGGUGCGUUUUGAGGUGUGUAUACCUUGGGAUGAAGAAAAGCUCAUCUGUGAGAACUACCUCUUUCCAAGUCAUUUGGAACAGGAUCGUUCAAACCUUGAUGAUGUCUGGCUGCAGAUUGGGAUCCCUGGCCUAGACCUUUGUGUUGUUGGUCGAAUUUUGGAAUGCCAAAACAAAAUGGACGCUCUGCCUUUUGGCUUCUUCCCAAAGUUUCAAAUUCGUUUGCUGAAGCGGUUUGGGCACAAAAGUCCAGUUUGGUAUGGAGGAAUCAAAAUUGCAGAUGACGUAGUGGAGAUUCUUGCCACGCUGUCAUCAAGUCUUAAAGCUGUUAAUAUCUGUGUUUGGGCGCCAAAAGGAUGCGAAGAGCGUUGCUACGAUGCAUUGAUAUUCGUACAAGAGCUAAUAGAAGAGCUACUUCUCGAAGUUGCUGGAGGAAUCGAAUUUGCGCGCAAAGCUCUGAGCAUUAAAAUGUUUCGCUGCAAACGAUUCGAAGGGUACCCUUUAGAAGAGGUGCAUGGUGCACUAAGGAAAAAUGGACCGAACGCCAGAAUUGUCCUUGAAAGCUGUGGUGUGAAUGAACUAGCUGUGGACGUCGAAUACUGUGGAAUAAGGAGAUUUGUUUAUGCCCCCGACCACAUCACUCACAUGACUCUUAGGGACCGAAGGGAACUUGCUAGACUCCUGGAUGACGACAGAAAAUCAAAUUUAAGUUCAUUGAAAGAGCAACUGCCAUUCGGUUCAGUUCCAGUGGAAAAUGAAGACACGGCACCUUCAGGUACUGAGACUUGAACGGUAGUCACAUUUUAAUAGUCCUGCCGUCAAUGUGUCAGUUUUUGUCUAUAAUACAGUUGAACCUUUUAACUUCAAGCUUAGCCAAGCGUCCAGUUCCUCUCAUGUCGUAGGACGGAAGCGUAUCAGGCUCUUAAAAAAAAUAUGGGCGCACGAGGGAGACACGCGAGGGAAGGGCUCACUCUCCCCUCGUGUGCCCCGUUUUUUUUUUUUUUUCAUAUCCCUAUGAACGCAGGCUAAGAUGAGUGUACAACUACAACAGUGUCAAACCUUAGAUCCCAUGAGCUUGUUAGGUACUAGCAUUGAUACGUGGAUUAAAUAGUUCUCAGAAGAACUCUAAUUGGCUCAGCAUUAUUUUUUUAUUUCGUACACGUCAGAUCUUUAGGGACCUUAAGCAACGACGACGACGACAACAACAAGAACGUCAAAGAAAAAUUGGUUUUCUGCGCAAAACAACAGCUCUGCACGUGCAUCACGCUUUUUAAUACAUUUCUUUGAUGUCCACUGCACGACUACGACGUGAAACCUCCCAAUGCGCCGACGUUUUAUGGAGGACGUGGUCAUACUACGACAAAUUUUCCCUUCUCUAUUUUAACAUGGAUAAAGCCCUCAAGAAUUCAACUCCAGGAAAAGUCGCCUACAUUUGACGAAUUGAGCCGUUCCAAAUAGACGCUUUAAAGUUUGAAAGGACGUAAAUUCAUUUUUUAGUGAUAUUUUCACUGCUGUCGUCGUCUCGCUGCUUAAGGUCUCUAUUCCUGACAAGCAACUUUAGUGACGACAUUACUACGCAGAUCUAACAGAAAGUGCCGUCAUUGCAUUAACCACCAAGUACUAAGUGAGGACGUUGUAUUUCUACGUUCCGACCGCCUUUUAUACAUGGUCCUACGAGCCACUCAAGGGGCGGUUAAAGGUUGAACUCUCGACCUUUCAAUCAGCAAACCAGUCAGUGUGCCCUAUCAUCUGUGCUCAGCCAUACAAGAUAGAGAGAUACAGAGAACCUCAUAGUCCUUACUUACUUUCUAUUCGUUUUAUAGGUUUUACCAGUGUGAUUCCCAAUAGUGAAACAGAUCACUAUCUCUCCCGGUGCGCUGUUCACACCGAGGUAACGGCCAGACUCUUAAUAGAAGCACUGGAACGAAUGAACCAAUACCAAGCUGCCGAUGUGGUGGGAAGAUGGCUUAGGAACAUGGAAAUAUCUGAGCAGGACACCUCAGGAUAUAGAACAAGAGGGGAAAGCAGUGCCUCUGAAGGAAGCCCCUUUGUAAGGUCGCGAAGACGCGGAACUAGCGAAGCUUCUGAAAACUGGGAUGUGUGUUCGAGGAGUAGAGGGGGUAGUAAUGCAUCUGAGGGGAGUUCCGGCUUGAUGGGAUCAGAGAAUAGUGUGAACAGUGCAAGGGAAAUACCACAGCGAAGAUUUGACUCGUCGAGACAAGGCUCUUUCGGAGUAUACCGGGACUUUCCGAGAACCGCUCGUGCUGCUUCGUAUGGAAGUGCAACAUUAAGACAACCGUUUACAAGCAGAGUACGAACCACAAGUGCUCCGUCUGAACACAGCUACGCACGCUCAGCUGAAGAGUCAUAUUGCUCUGGAUCCGUUGACAGACUUUCUUGUGAAGAAUCACAGCGUGGUUCAACAGAACAGAUCGUGCCCGAACCUCAGUCUCGUUGCUUCUUAGAUGCUUGUAGGAACUGCGAUCAUUGCGCCCAAAAAUUACCUCUGCAAGAAACAGAAAUUCCUAAGCCGAGCGAGCAGUAUCCUACUCCUGACACCAUGCAGUUCGCUCAGUGUACAAACAGUGGAGGUACAGAGCCUGAACUCGUAUCAAGUCCAAUGCAAGUUUCGAAUAGUGAUGACAAUCCUGAGCAGACUUCUGAAGAGGAACAACUUUCAGUGGAUGAAACAGGUGAACCAGAUGUGAAAUCCAGUUUCCCUCUCAGGAAUCUUGUUGCUGACCUUUCAUCGAGGUUAAGUCUUAGCUGGAGACCAGUUGCGCUUGAUCUUGGGUUCAGGAACUCCGACCUUGGUCGUUUUGAAGAGUCAAGCCUACUUCGCAUUCAAGCGAGCAUGAUGUUGGAAAACUGGUUAACUAACAACAGGUGUACCUUAGAGUGCAAGCAAUGUGAGCAGACAAUUAAAGAAAGACUCGCCGAAGCGUUUGAGAACGCACAUCGAGCAGAUUUGAAAGAUUUUUUGAUGCAUCAGUUGAAGGAAACGUGAGAAGGUUAUAUGAUACAAUCGACCUUUUCCGUACCUCUAUAUUACGGACAGGUCUAUUGGUCCUAAAGAAACUGAACUUCAUGCAUGGAUGGAAGAAUGAAAUGAAAUGUCGCAGAUUAGAGUACAACAGACAUGUUCACUUCUCAGUAUGCAUUAACAUGUUAACAGUAAGCUUGGACGUCAGUAUACAAGGGCGCCAUUGGCAGCCGCUAUCCGGGGUCCAUUUGUUUAUAAGUUUACUUCAACCCACCCAGCCAUUAUAUGAAUAAUGUGUGUAAUGAGGUAGGCCACACUACCGGGGAACCGAAGCUUGACAUAGUACAGUUAUACAUGGCCUGGCCUUGGAGGCUCGAAAACUGUCUAAGGCUGACAUUUUGGCUGAAAGCCCCAGCUCAUCCAAAAUUUCGCAUGCAGAAUUGUGUAGGUUUAACACCACGACCACAUCACUGAAAGCCUGAAAUUUUUGAUGUGGCUUAGCGUGAAUGAUAGACUGCUUUUAAAUGAUCUAGUAAUGGUUCAUAACUGUAUUCACGACCAGAUACCCAGCCACCUUACUGGAAAAUUUAUGCAGCGUUCGAAGAUUCACGACAGAAACACUAGACGCAGUGGCGAAUUAGAUCUACCAAUCGGAAAGGCUACGAUCAUUUCCUUUUCGAGGUGCAAAGUUGUAUAACAAUAUCCCAAUCGAGAUAAAGCAAAUUUCUGAUAUAAAAAAGUUUUAGAUAAAUGUCUGUAAUUAUUUGUUAAGUUUGUAAGUAUCUAGUCUUAGUACAUUAUGCAUUUUAAUAUUCUUUUAGGUUUUAAUAAUGGGAUAUUCCUGUAGUUGGUCUUUAGUAUUCAGAAUAUUGACAGCGGAAGAGC
Messenger RNA from Porites evermanni, 12786 nucleotides. The record is from the annotation of a GenBank genome assembly. NCBI's taxonomy places the organism in Eukaryota, Metazoa, Cnidaria, Anthozoa, Scleractinia, Poritidae.